This is a messenger RNA of Ectocarpus sp. CCAP 1310/34, 573 nucleotides long. The record is from the annotation of a GenBank genome assembly. Lineage: Eukaryota; Phaeophyceae; Ectocarpales; Ectocarpaceae.
AUGGAUGCGAGCACCACUGCUGUGAGCAGAGGGGAUGGGGGGAAGGGUACGCUCACCCGCUCCCGAGGGGACGCGUGGGGGGUGGAAUCGGAGGAGGGUUCGAUCGACGUGUCCGAAGAAAGAUACAACGGAAAACAGAAAGAAGGGCAAAAAGGAGGAAUACAAGAUGGGCACAAAGAAGGGAAGACAGAUGGGCACAAAGAAGGGAAGACAGAAGGGCACAAAGGAGGAAAGGUUGAACAAGGAGACGGAAGGGGAAAAGGAGGAAACAUGGGCAGUGACCCGCCCCAGGCGAGUAGGGAGGAGGAUUUCCAUGAGAUGGAUCGGAAGUUAAGCAUAAAGGGGACGGACCCAAAAGAUAUGAUACAGCAGAUGUCUGGGUCUGAAAAUAAUCCGACGAUUUCCGCUCCGUCGAUUCCUCCGUAUACCAACGUAGCUCCGGUGGCAGCUUCAGCCAACAAAGGCAAAGCAAAGGCCAAGGUCAAGGAAGGGAAGGUGUCGUCUGUCGUGCAAGUGGUCAAGUAUGACGGAGAGAAGGAGGAGGUCUCUGGUGGUUCUGAGGAGGUGAGANAA